This is a messenger RNA of Pseudophryne corroboree (corroboree frog), 3837 nucleotides long. It is a transcript of the gene USP10, whose product is annotated as ubiquitin specific peptidase 10. The record is from RefSeq and is a predicted model, not a curated record. The transcript has 15 exons. NCBI's taxonomy places the organism in Eukaryota, Metazoa, Chordata, Amphibia, Anura, Myobatrachidae. Gene Ontology annotation, molecular function: cysteine-type deubiquitinase activity. The coding region runs from base 28 to 2571 and encodes 847 amino acids. Gene Ontology annotation, cellular component: nucleus; cytosol. Gene Ontology annotation, biological process: regulation of autophagy; DNA damage response, signal transduction by p53 class mediator; protein deubiquitination.
GAGGCGGGCGGGAGUGAGCGGUCGCGCAUGCGCAGUGCACUGGAGCGGGGUGAGAGAAGAUGGCGGCGGCGGGGGAAGCAGCAUGAGCGGCCUCACUCAUUGAAAGUCUCCGCCAUGGCCUCCCCGAGCGCGCAGUACAUUUUUGGGGAGUUCAGCGAUGAUGAAUUCAAGCAGUUCUUUGUCAGUGCUCGCUGCACAGUAGAGCUGCCACCUUUUAAUGAAAGCGGUUUCUGUGGGCCUCAGUCUUCAAGUGAUCUUCAGGAUGUGUCCCGGCUCCUAUUCACCACGGUGAGCCUGUCAUGGCAUGACCAACGCCAAGGUGAUGAAUAUCAGAGAAUUGAGUUUGGCGUCAGUGAAGUGAUCGACACGGACGCAGUCCUGCUGAACAGCUCCGACUACAGUAUUUCCAGCAACCUGAACCCUCAGGCUCCGGAGUUCAUCCUUGCCUGCACUCCAACACAGAAGACUCCUGACUGCAUACUCAACGAGGACGACUGCAAUGCCAAUGACGGCCAGUAUUCGGAGUCUGCCCUCCCAGAUGGCAGCGGAAACGCAGACAGUGACAGUACAUCCGGCAUAGGACAGAGAGAGCGUAAAAAAAAGAAAAAACGACCACCUGGGUAUUACAGUUACUUAGAAGGCGGCGGCGAUGGCAUCGCCCCCAUAGAGGCCCUGGUAAAUGGGCACGCCAAUGUGGCAGGACUGGACAGUAUAAGCACAGAUGAGCCUGAGCUAGCAGAUGAUCCAGCAGCGUCCGCCUCUCCUAGGACUUGUAACAGCCCAGAUCAUUCUGUGGACUUCAACAGUGAAACUGAUGAUGCUUCUGUAUCUAAUGCACUAGAUGCUACCAGGACUGCUGGUCAGCCUGAGGAAUGCAGUGUUACCCGCUCACCUUGCAUCCUCUCAGACACUGGGCGGGAGAGCCCGGAAAGGACAGCUGUGGAGCAGCCACUGGCUGACUCUGAUACUACUGAAAUCCUUGGCGUAACCAAUGGACAGACACUUGAAACCCCAGAGGAAGGGCCGUCCUCUAACGGGGUGGAUUUGCACCCUGAGGCCGCUGCCACCUCAGAUCAAGCGAAGCCAGAGGAUACAUCACAGCCUCAGACCGUGAGCCCGGUCUCGCCCUCUGUAAACCCGCCAGCUAAGUCCUGGGCUAGUCUCUUUCACACUUCCAAGCCCUCCCCAGCCAUGCCGGUGGCUUACGUUGAGGCUAAGUCUGCCCCCCCAGCUACACCCCCCCAGGCCCCUGAGAAACAGGUGGAAGUGAGAGAGGGUCCGGUUCCUGUGUCAGAGGACCCCGUAGCAAUAAAGAUUGCAGAGCUACUGGAGGGCGUGAAGCUUGUCCAUAAGCCAGUCUCAUUACAGCCACGAGGACUCGUCAACAAAGGAAACUGGUGCUACAUCAAUGCUACCCUACAAGCUCUGGUGGCGUGUCCUCCUAUGUAUCACCUUAUGAAGUGCAUUCCAAUGUACACAAAGCUGCAGAGACCAUGUACAUCAACUCCAAUGAUUGACAGCUUUGUACGACUGAUGAAUGAGUUCACAAACAUGCCGGUUCUCCCGAAAGCGAAGCAGGUGUCCUGCGAUUCCUUGGCAGUCCCCGGAGAUAAGAUCGUCCGAGACAUCCGGCCUGGGGCAGCUUUUGAACCUACGUACAUCUACCGUUUGCUGACCGUGUCCAAGUCGACUCUAUCCGAGAAGUUUUUCUUACAGGGCCGCCAGGAGGACGCGGAAGAAUAUCUUGGCUUUGUACUGAACGGGCUGCAUGAAGAAAUGUUAUCUCUGAAGAAGCUUCUGUACCCAGAGAAUGACAAAAUCUCUGUUUCAAAUGGUCCCGAAACGCAGCCGGCGAGUGACGAAGCGGACAUGAAUGACCAUGACGACAGAGGAGAAGCAAGUGACGAGGAGUGGGAGCAGGUGGGACCCCGGAACAAGUCCUCAGUAACACGGCAAGCAGACUUUGUGCAGACUUUGAUUACAGACAUCUUUGGAGGACACAUGAGGUCCGUCGUGUACCAGCAGAGCUCGAAGGAGUCCGCCACACUGCAGCCAUUUUUCACCUUGCAGCUGGACAUUCAGUCUGAAAAGAUCCGCACUGUCCAAGACGCAUUGGAGAUUCUGGUGGCCAGGGAGUCUGUACAGGGAUACACCACCAAAACCAAACAAGAGGUGGAGAUCAGCCGGAGGGUGACACUGGAGGAGCUGCCCCCAGUUCUCGUGCUGCACCUCAAGCGCUUUGUGUUUGAAAAGACAGGCGGCUGCCAGAAGCUGGUGAAAAAUGUGGAUUACCCGGUGGAUUUGGAGAUCAGUAAAGAUUUGCUCUCUCCCGGGGUGAAAAGUAAGAUUUUUAAGCCCCAAAGAACCUACCGACUCUUUGCAGUUGUCUAUCACCAUGGAAACAGCGCCACCGGCGGCCAUUACACUACAGACGUCUUCCAGAUUGGUCUUAAUGGCUGGUUACGCAUCGAUGACCAGAAUGUGAAAGUGAUAAAUCAGUAUCAAGUGGUGAAACAGACUGUAGAGCGCACGGCAUACCUCUUGUAUUACCGCCGCGUAGAUCUGCUGUGAACCGCGCUACAUGCUGUGUGUGCUCGCGCGCAAAAGAUUCCUGCUUCAUAGGACACAAAUCACCUUCUUCCCCCCCCCCCCUCCCCCCUUCUUCCUUUUGAUCCCUACUCUUUUUCGAGUGAAUCCUUCCACUUUCCUCCCCAUUGUCUCUACAAUUUUUUUUCUCUUCCCUUUUUGAUUUUUUUGUUUUUGUUUUUUAGAUUUCAUUAGAAAGAAAUGUGUAAACAAUUUAACUUUGCUGCAGCCCCUACGAGAGCCACUGGGUAAAUGGGGCAAUGUCAGCAGUGAAUGCUGUUCCCUUCUAUUGGAUGCAGACAUUUGAAGCAUACCAUGUGACUCGCGGAGAUGAUAACGAUUUAAGCCGCAUAAUCAUCCUAGCGAGGUGUUUAUUGUAUUGCUGAAAUGUUAGCACCGCUCUUUGGAAGCGAGGGGAUUUUAGGAUAAGCCUUCAGAGGGAUUUGUAAAGGUGAAACAGGCGAGGGAGGGUUCUUAUCAAUACUCAGAAUAGAUUUUUAUUAUUUUUUUAGUGUCUAGGCUAGAAGUGGCUGCGUCGCCUCUGAGGCCACCCACGCGCUUCGCCAAAGACUCAACGCACCAGCAUUACAUAUUUACAUGUGAAAACAAUUACAGUAUAUAAAAAAAAAAAAAAUACUUCAGUCCCUUUCUGUAAGCCAUCACCCCCAUUCCUAGCACCUCGGCCACACUCUGCUUUUCAGGUCACUGAAUCAACAAUAAAUAACAGGCUGCAAAUUUUGUCUGGUUUCACGCGUAAACCAAUAAAAAAAAAUAACAAAAAAAAUGGAAAAAAAAUAUAUUUAAAAUGCAAAAAAAAAAUCUAAAAAAAUUACCGAAGGCUUUUUCAAUGUUGCUGGGUGCCUCAGAGUGAUUGCGAGGUAUUAGAUUUUAACUCCUUUCUUGCUGGACAAGCGCGACAAUUGUUUUGCCCUCUCCAGCAACCGAAAGGCUUUAAAACAGAUUCACAGACGAGGAAGAAAAAUCAAACUUUGGAAGGUUAGUCUGUAUAGAUGAGUGAUUGUAACUUCUAACUCCGUACACCUGACAAUGAUGUAUCUAAGUACACCAGGUUACGGGCACCGAGAGAACACUAUCUAACCUUGACGAUUGCUAUUCUGGACAGUCUGCUUCGUUUAAUUUUGCUGUCUCGCUCUCCUAUAAUGUUCAGUUCCUAAUUGUACACAGUUUAGUGAUAUCUAGGAGUAUAAAGUCGUCGCCCAUCAAUAAAGUCACAAAGUUGGUUUAAACAAA